Hemibagrus wyckioides is the source of this 3634-nucleotide messenger RNA. It is a transcript of the gene tmem51a, whose product is annotated as transmembrane protein 51a. Bases 753 to 1466 code for a protein of 237 amino acids. Lineage: Eukaryota; Metazoa; Chordata; Actinopteri; Siluriformes; Bagridae. The transcript is spliced from 4 exons. The record is from RefSeq and is a predicted model, not a curated record.
GGAGUCAGUGGGCGUGUCUGCUGUAAGGCGAAGUAACCGUGCGGACGGCUCACUGCAGAGGGACAGGAAGACACUUAACGCCUCGACUACAUGCACGGUUUUCCUGUGGGCUUAGGUUAGAUAUCCUGGCUCGUUUCGAUCUAAAAUUGCACAAAGUAUAGUUUGCCAAAAUAUGACUACUACCUUGUGUCCACUAAAAACUGCUGAGAUACUACUUUGCUGAAUCGGAGUGUUACAGUUACGGGAUAGACUUGGCUAAAGCAUCAUAUUUGAUCUUUGGCCCCCGAUGCAGACACUGCAUGCGCAGGCAAGUCGCAGACUCAUUUGGCAGUAGUGGUCUCCCAGUGACAAACCAUCAGUCUGUCCCAGGUGCAACAACAAUGCAGCCCUCUACACUUUAGGACAGCCGCAGAAGGAGACAACUCUGCAUAGAGAAGAUACGACUGGCACGUAAACGGACAACCAGAGCUGUGGUCUGAUUGGUAGAGGACAGAGAAGGAUUUUGAAUCAUAUUAACAAGUCCAUCUCACCUCAUGCCACCGUAGGGAAGUGAGCUACUGCAGGACACUACUCCAGGAGCCAAAGGCUAAACGCAAACCAGUGUGAGCUGCAGAGCGAGUGGCAAACUGGACGACGGAACGUGCGACGGAACGUUCGGGGGAACGUCCGAGGGAGCGUUUGACAGAACAUCCUUUGGAGCAGCAUCAGCAUCAACAGCAUCCAUUGGAGCGAGAGACAACUCAUUGCUGAACAUGUCAUACAGCAGCCAGACUCCCCCUGACUCCAACAACAACGGCAGCGGCUCCAGCUCGGCGUCUCAGUAUGCCACGGCAGCGCUGGGCGUGGGGUUGCUCGUGCUGGGCAUCGUGAUGAUCCUGUGGAGCGUGGUGCCUGUUGGCAAUGGCUUAAACAAGCCUCAGAAUGGACCGGGGGAAGUUAGGAACACGUCAUCAGUAGGCUUUGUGCUGCUGGGCACAGGAGUGUCCAUGCUGCUGCUCUCACUUUUCCUGGGCAUACAAAACAAAUACAGAGCAAUGAGACAGCCAAACAGCAGUGCUAACACAGAGCAAGGGCAGCAGGUUGAGAGGCAACCGGACCAAUCCGAGCAGUACACGGUACCCAGUUAUGAGGAAGUGGUCGGAAAUCCUGAGUACCCCAUCAGCCAGUUCUCUCCACGGCAGAACAGCACCACCCAACUCCCAGCCUACGACGAACUGGUGGAGACGACACAGGACGAGGUAGAGGGCCCCCGUCCACCCGCACACAAGAACGGAGCAGACAAUUUGAACUCGUCACACAUGCUCCCUCAUAGGACCGACCGCUCCGGACUUAAACUGCUCCCACUUAAAACCAGGAGGAAGAGCUCGAGCAGCUCGCCACAGGUUACUGUUUGCAGCAUCGAACCCCUCACUCCUCCACCACAGUAUGAAGAAAAUCCCCCGGAACUCCUACCGGCUACUCAGUGACCAUGUCAAUGCUGAUUCUUGUGCCAGGAUGUGUAUGCUGGGGAUUAAUAAUGCGCAAUGAAGAGGGUGACGUGCUUCCUGUUUGUUAGAUCUGAUGAGGGUGUUUCUGACCUGUCUGCAGACUGACAGAUUUGAAAGAGAAACAUGGGAAUAGUUUGGAAGUGUAAUUAACGCACUCAGGUAACAUGGGCCAAUGUGCUCUGCAUUAGUAUUUUUUAAUAAUUUGUGUUAUUUAAAAGGCACUUUUUUUCUAACCAGCUUCUUAGUCUCCGCCUCAAGAAACCAUGUACCAGCACCAGAAUCCAGCUUGAUUUUUUAGUCUUUUAUAUCCGUCUAGAGAAGAUCAUCUGGAAGUGUCAAAUCGAUGAUGAAACAGGGUAUUUCACUUCACAAGUAAUUAAUCAUGUAUCAUGAAUUAUGGGUUUGCUGCUACAGAGCACCAUGAUGUCGAAGGUCAGUACCACACGCAGCUGGAGCAUAACAUCACAGCUGAUGACAUGAAACACUUACAUAGUGAGUUUAGCUAGCGCUUUCCGUGUAAAGGAGUUACACAGUUUGCGUUAGCGGUCGUCUGUGCUCUGUGUUAGUAGCCUUCAUCGAGUGUGAGACUAGCCCUUGUUACCAUAGUGACAAGCAGUGAAGUCAUGAAUGGUUAAGUGUGUUUGUGUGUCUGCUUAGGAGAAGAGACAGGGAAACUCUUUCACCCUGCAGCUGCAUGUUAUAUCACACACUGGUGUUUGGUUUUUGACAGUUACUAGUGUGUAUACACACACACACACACACACACACACACACACGUACGUCUUACAACCUUUGUAUGGACCUUCCACUGACAUAAAUAUCAGUGCAGCUAAUGAAUGAUGUGCAUAAACCUGAACUUAAUCCUAAGCUUAAACAAAAAUGAAAACAUGAUGUCUAUCUUAAUUUAGUUUAUUUCUUAUUUUUUCGAAAGCAGUUUAUUCACGGAGACAAUCCGAAACUCCCCAUAAUAUAAAACAUGUCAGAUAUCCCCAUGGUACCCAACAUGCCCAUACACACAGAGAGAGAGAGAGAGCGAGAGAGAAAAACAUUUUUCUGUUCUUAGUCAUCUUUAUCUUACAUUCUUUUAUUUUGACCCCCCCCCCAACCCCCACCCCGCUUCCCCAACACAUAUACACACACACACACACUGUAAUGGUAAUUAAGGCUUUCUCAAGCCCAUUUGCAGUCUGCAGUAUCAUUACCAUUUCAUAGGAACAGUAGAAAUGUCUAUACACAGAACAUUCCAGCAUCAAAACUAUCCAUUCCCUAAACAUCUCAGCUGAACUGAUAUAUGAUGUAUGAUUUUUACAUGACUUUUAAGACCAUUUCACUGUCUCCUGUAUUUUUUUUAUCGUUUUCAGCAUUUUAUAUGUUUUAUAACACUGUAUUUAAGAGGAGGCUGACUCAUAUUUCUGUAAGCAGUAUUUUGUUCAUCACCACUCCCAUUAUUACAAGUGUAACAGGUUCUUAAACGGUAUAUAGCCAACUUUCUGAGAAGAGUGACCAGCUUUUCCCUUUUCAGAUGUUUACAAUUGAAUCUUUUCAGAAAAAUAAAUGGAGGCUUUUAGACUGAGGGAUCUGUUUAAUGGUGUUGAUAUGCUGUUUUAUCACCUGCAGUUGUGCUUGUUCCAGACAAACGGUCUGCAAACGAAUGUACGCUGGCGUCCUCUAGUGGUCUCAUGGCAACAUGUGUUUCUGAACAACCAGUAAGCCUCAGCUCAGGCACUGCACUUUCUUUCACACACAUGUUGUUACUACAAAGAGAAAAUGUUUAGAGAAAAACACUGUCAUGUUAUUAGAAUUUAUACAUUUUGUAAUUUGGUAUUUAUUGCUUAGGAGUGACUUUAAGUUUCCUUACAGUUUUGCCCUCACACUUUAGUAUGCAAACCUCGGGUGUCGCAUUUUAGCAGCAGACAUUUAUGUUGUUGACGUGGAUAAAGACACAGUCGUUAGGUUGUGAUUUAUUCUUAAUGCUUUUUAUAUGUGGUGAAUAUCUGCACAGAGAAGAAACUCGGGUUUCGUUGGCACCUCGUUCACUGUAAACAAAAUGGAGGGACAAAUCCUACACUUAGCCUUAUAUCAUUUUCUUUAACUACAUCUGACAGCAAAAUAAACCUGCCAUUUUGGAAAUAAAGUACUUUUUAAUU